Molecule: messenger RNA, 1243 nt
Organism: Lutra lutra (Eurasian river otter)
Lineage: Eukaryota; Metazoa; Chordata; Mammalia; Carnivora; Mustelidae
Gene: TPM2
Product: tropomyosin 2
Exons: 9
Coding region: 151-1005 (284 amino acids)
Biological process (GO): actin filament organization; muscle contraction
Cellular component (GO): actin filament
Molecular function (GO): actin filament binding
Source: RefSeq, a predicted model, not a curated record
CCCCUCCCAGCCUUUUAGGCGCCCGCGCUGCUGGGACAUCCCAGUCCCGCUUGGUCCUCCUCGCCCUCCACCCGAGCGCCCAGUCCGCGCAGCCAGCCCAGUUCGUCCAGUCCACACUGCCCGCCGGCCGGCCCGCCCCCCACCGCAGCCAUGGACGCGAUCAAGAAGAAGAUGCAGAUGCUAAAGCUGGACAAGGAGAAUGCCAUCGACCGUGCCGAGCAGGCCGAGGCCGACAAGAAGCAGGCUGAGGACCGCUGCAAGCAGCUGGAGGAGGAGCAGCAGGCCCUCCAGAAGAAGCUGAAGGGGACAGAGGAUGAGGUGGAAAAGUAUUCUGAGUCAGUGAAGGACGCCCAGGAGAAACUGGAACAGGCUGAGAAGAAGGCUACCGAUGCCGAGGCAGAUGUGGCCUCCCUGAACCGCCGCAUUCAGCUGGUAGAGGAAGAGCUGGACCGGGCGCAGGAGCGCCUGGCCACAGCCCUGCAGAAGCUGGAGGAGGCUGAGAAGGCAGCUGAUGAGAGCGAGAGAGGAAUGAAGGUCAUCGAAAACCGAGCCAUGAAGGAUGAAGAGAAGAUGGAGCUGCAGGAGAUGCAGCUGAAGGAGGCCAAGCACAUUGCUGAGGAUUCCGACCGCAAAUAUGAGGAGGUGGCCAGGAAGCUGGUGAUCCUGGAAGGAGAGCUGGAGCGCUCAGAAGAGAGAGCAGAGGUGGCUGAGAGCCGCGCCAGGCAGCUGGAGGAGGAACUCCGAACCAUGGACCAGGCCCUCAAGUCCCUGAUGGCCUCAGAAGAGGAGUAUUCCACCAAAGAAGAUAAAUAUGAAGAGGAAAUCAAACUGCUGGAGGAGAAGCUAAAAGAGGCUGAGACCCGAGCAGAGUUUGCCGAGAGGUCUGUGGCAAAAUUGGAGAAGACCAUCGAUGACCUGGAAGACGAAGUCUAUGCACAGAAGAUGAAGUACAAGGCCAUCAGCGAGGAACUGGACAACGCACUCAACGACAUCACCUCCCUCUGAGCCCCACGCCAGUGUGGCUCCCUCAGUCCCUUCUCUCUCCUCUUUCCGUUCUCAGUGGGGAGGGGGCAGGCAGGAGGAGCAAAAUGGUCAGCAUCACACAGCCAGGCUGAGCGCCGCCUCAAAGAGCCCCCACCACACCUGCCGCCCACCUUGGCACUUGCUUCGUCCUUCUAUCCACCCACUCCACCCUCCAGCCUCUACCUCUUUCUGCUGCUUAAUAAACUCAACUUGGUCUCCA